Molecule: messenger RNA, 1224 nt
Organism: Penicillium arizonense
Lineage: Eukaryota; Fungi; Ascomycota; Eurotiomycetes; Eurotiales; Aspergillaceae
Product: fungal specific transcription factor domain-containing protein
Exons: 2
Coding region: 1-1224 (407 amino acids)
Biological process (GO): positive regulation of transcription by RNA polymerase II
Cellular component (GO): nucleus
Molecular function (GO): transcription cis-regulatory region binding; DNA-binding transcription factor activity
Source: RefSeq, a predicted model, not a curated record
AUGAAUGGGUCAAUCAAGCACGUGAGACUCGCCUUGCUGAAUGCAGUGUUGAGCACAAGUGCCUUUCAUCUCGGUAACAACACUGCUUGUCAGGGUAAUUGGAAGGCAUCUGGCGAGAUGUACCUGAGACGUGCUCAAUGUCACUUUCAAAAAUGCAUGGAAGAAACAUGCUUGUCGACUACUAAGACGAGCAAGUACAAGGAGAUUUUGAUGGCCAUUCUGAGUCUUUCAAACGCAUUUAUGUUCAAAGGAGACCCAGACAAGCGACGUGCCUAUCUCAUUCAAACCGAAAAAUUUAUUCGUAUCAGAGGAUUGAGUCGGCCAAAGCUGUCUCCAAAGAAACGAGCACUACAUCACUGCUAUGCAUUUAUGAGAAUCAUGGCCGAAACAACCUGUGUCGCCGACAUCUUAAACAAACGACCACUUGAAACUAGCGAAGGAACAGUUGACGGUACAAUAUAUGAAGGAGACUUCCGAAUAUCUCCCAACCUAGCUUUUUCCGCAGACGCAAUGACCGAGGAAAAGGAUCCGGAGAUGGGACAGCGGGAUCUCCACCUUGCAAUCCCAGGCCGCUGGAGCUCCACACUGUUUCCAACAGUGUACGGAGUCGACGAGCUAUUCCUCAUGCUUCUAUCCCAAGUAAUUCGACUUGCCAACGAGCGCGACCUGUCAACAACGUGCAAUGGGAACCAAGAAGAGCGACUAAGCUUGAAGGAGUUCUGGAUACGAGCAAAAGCUAUUGAGAAAGCUAUCAACACGUUGAUAUCUUCUUCAACAACUGGAGACACCCAGUCCCACGACAACCACUUCCUGCAGAAUGACAAGUCCACAACAGCCCAAGCAAUGUCCAUGUCUCUCCUCAUCUUCUUCUAUCGCAGAAUAUAUGAAGUCGACCCUGCAAUGCUUCAAUGCAAAGUAGCUUCCAUGCGCACCUACUUGAUAAAGAUCCAACAAGACGAAAUCCACUCGAAGGAUGGUAGCAGCGCUGCACUCAUAUGGCCUGCAUUUAUUGCUGCGUGUGAAGCAGUGGAGCCAGACUUGCAGCUUUUCUUUUCUUCCUGGUUUGACUACUGCUUUGCGACUACUGCAUUAGUGUAUGCAUCAGUGGCAAAGCAAAUAUUCGAGACAAUCUGGACUAAGAGGUCUAAGGCGGGGCUUCAUGGGGAGAUCUUUAGUUGGCCGGAUAUUUUAAGGGAAGGGAAUAUUAAGUUUACUUGUGUAUAA